Thlaspi arvense is the source of this 411-nucleotide messenger RNA. Lineage: Eukaryota; Viridiplantae; Streptophyta; Magnoliopsida; Brassicales; Brassicaceae. The record is from the annotation of a GenBank genome assembly.
CUCCCUUGGCAUCUCCUAUCCUGCAUAGAGCCUCAAAUUUCUAGUUUGAUCAUGGAUUUCUUUCUCAUUCUCCUUUCAAUCCACUUCUUUUUUUGCUUUCUGCACCCAUUUGCAACCGCUCAAAACAUUACUUUGGUUUCUUCCCUCACUGCAAAUGGGAGCAAUUCGUCUUGGGUGUCACCAUCUGGUGACUUUGCCUUUGGUUUUCGAAGUAUCAAAACCAACGGUUACUUACUAGCCAUUUGGUUCGACAAAAUACCAGAGAAAACCAUAGUUUGGUCGGCCAAAGUGGAUGCCUUAGCCGAAGAAGGGUCCAAAGUUCAAUUCACGACAGAUGGAAAGUUCAUGCUUCUUGACCCCAGUGGAAAGCAAAUAUGGCCGUGGUGGAGCUGCCUAUGCCACCAUGCUUGA